Molecule: messenger RNA, 576 nt
Organism: Arabis nemorensis
Lineage: Eukaryota; Viridiplantae; Streptophyta; Magnoliopsida; Brassicales; Brassicaceae
Source: the annotation of a GenBank genome assembly
AUGGCCACUUCGAAGAAAGUGAUCACACGUGAAGAAUGGGAAAAGAAACUAAAUGCUGUAAAGCUUAGGAAAGAAGAUAUGAAUACUCUUGUCAUGAAUUUUCUUGUCACUGAGGGAUAUGUAGAAGCUGCUGAGAAAUUCCAAAGGGAAUCUGGAACCAAACCAGAGAUAGAUCUUGCAACCAUCACAGAUCGAAUGGCAGUUAAAAAGGCUGUCCAGAACGGAAAUGUCGAGGACGCUAUUGAGAAAGUGAAUGAUUUGAAUCCUGAGAUACUAGACACAAACCCGGAGCUGUUUUUUCAUCUUCAGCAGCAACGGUUGAUAGAACUUAUUCGACAGGGGAGAACAGAAGAGGCCUUGGAGUUUGCUCAGGAGGAACUUGCACCACGCGGCGAAGAAAACACAGCAAGUGAAGUAAAUGCAGCAAUUCUUACAAGCCAGAGUCAUGAAAAAGAUCCUAAACUCCCAAGUUUGUUGAAGAUGUUGAUUUGGGCUCAGAAGCAACUGGAUGAGAAAGCAGUGUAUCCGCACAUAAAUGAUUUGUCUACUGGUCAGCUUGAAGACCCAUCAGAAUAA